AUGGCGACACUGACAAAAAUAAAAACUAGCAGAAGUCCUAGUCGACUGGGCAGUGAUACCCACGAGUCGUUUAGAAUAAAUACCAAGUCAUACAAGCUAAAAGAGGUUGGUGGUGACUCCAAUGAUAACGAAGAGACAGAACAACAACAACAACAACAACAAAAUGAAGAUGUCUUGAAUGUCGAGACAGAUGACACGAUUCAAUUUGCUGAAGAUCAGAAAUAUCAUGGGUCACUAUGGGCAAAAGUCGAAAGAAACCAAAUUCCAUUGUCAAGGAACUUGAUGUUUUUAUUAUAUGCUAUGAACUGGUUGAGUUCUAAUCCUAGGAUCACCAAUUUCACAAACAAGUUUAUACAUUUACAAAACCAAGUUGGGUAUAAUCUGGAAGGCAACCCUAUUUAUGAUAUCCACAUAGAUGAUGUAUACUUUGUCAUCAAUUGGGUUAUUACUGUUACUUUUCUCCGAUCGUUUUUAAUGAAGUAUUGUUUUGGUCCUUUUGCUGCUAAAUUUUGUCAUAUUUAUUCUCGCAAAGCCAAAAUAAGAUUUGCUGAACAGAGUUGGUCCUUUGUUUACUAUAGUAUUUCAUUCAUUUAUGGAGUUUACUUGUAUUUGGGUGCCCCAUAUUACAACAAUUUAGAUCAAAUCUAUAUCAAUUGGCCCAAUUUUCUUAUGGAUGCGAGGUUCAAAAGUUAUUACUUGAUUUCAAUGGCGUUUUGGUUACAACAAAUAUUUGUCUUACACGUUGAAAAACCAAGAAAAGAUCACUAUCAAAUGUUUAGCCAUCAUAUCAUCACUUGUUUAUUGAUUAUUGGAUCCUACUACUACUACUAUUUCCGAAUUGGUCAUUUGAUAUUGAUGAUUAUGGAUUCAGUUGACAUCUUUUUGGCUGCUGCUAAGAUGUUGAAAUAUGCUGGUCGUUUAGUUGCCUGUGAUGCCAUGUUUGUGUUGUUUUUAGUCAGUUGGAUUGGAUUAAGACAUGGGGUUUACAACUAUAUAUUCUAUCAUGCGUGGUAUAAAUCACUGCAUUUGAUGAAAGAUGGGCAAUGUGUGCCCGGAACUGACCAAAAAAGAUGCUGGACACCUACUGUAAUCAAUACGUUUAUGGGGUUGCUAGGUGGGUUACAAAUCAUUACUUGUAUCUGGAUGUAUUUAAUCUCAAAAGUUGCUUAUAAGGUAAUCAUUGGUGUGGGGGCCGAGGAUGUUAGAAGUGACGAAGAUGAUACCGAUUUUGAAAACGAAGUAGAAGAGAAAGAAGAGAAAGGGGGUCUUGAAGAAAAUGAUGAGGGACUUUAUGGAGAUGUGUAUGGCUAUGACGGAGAGAAUGAGGGAGGUGAAGUGAAGGUUGACAAGUCUGAUAUUGUUAUAGAUGUCGAAAGUGAGGUUAGCAUAUAUGGGGAGGAAACAGAAUGA
Molecule: messenger RNA, 1410 nt
Organism: Lodderomyces margitis
Lineage: Eukaryota; Fungi; Ascomycota; Pichiomycetes; Serinales; Debaryomycetaceae
Gene: LAC1
Product: Lac1p
Exons: 1
Coding region: 1-1410 (469 amino acids)
Biological process (GO): ceramide biosynthetic process
Cellular component (GO): membrane
Molecular function (GO): sphingosine N-acyltransferase activity
Source: RefSeq, a predicted model, not a curated record